Gastrolobium bilobum is the source of this 378-nucleotide messenger RNA. Its product is annotated as classical arabinogalactan protein 1-like. The record is from RefSeq and is a predicted model, not a curated record. The transcript has a single exon. Bases 1 to 378 code for a protein of 125 amino acids. NCBI's taxonomy places the organism in Eukaryota, Viridiplantae, Streptophyta, Magnoliopsida, Fabales, Fabaceae.
AUGGCUCGCUCUUACACUCUGUUUCUCAUGCUCGUGGCAAUGUGCGUGUUCUCUGCCGUCGCACAAUCUCCGGCGCCGUCACCGAAGUCUUCUGCUGCUCCACCAAAAUCGGUAUCUCCUUCGCCAUCAAAGGCUCCGUCGCCGUCUUCAUCGAAGACAUCACCCGCCGUCACUCCAUCUCCAGCCUCCGGACUGAGAUCUCCGCCGUCUCCUGCAUCAUCGUCGGCAUCCUCCCCUUCGUCUUCGGUCUCUCCGUCGUCGAUCUCUUCCCCUCCGUCUGAGGCUCCUGGACCGUCGGAGAAUGGUGCCGUCUCAAAUGGAUUUGCUGUCGCCGGAUACGUAGCCGUCGGGCUUGGCGCCGCCGUUCUGUUAAUGUGA